UAGGUAUAUAUUAACAAAAAGGUUUCUUCGAAAUAUUUACCAGAGUUAUUGUGACUAACUGACCUGAACCCACCGUCCCCGGCCCCGCAUCCUCAUCUUGGGCAUAAAUUAAGUAGAAUUCCACACUUAUCGCUAAAGAGUAUUAGAACCACGUCGCUCUUAAGACGUUGCCGUAAAUACAGCGUUCGACUUUAUCAACGCCGCACUUUCAAACCGAACGCGCUGUGCUGACGUGGUCGCUGCAAUUACUUUCCACAUUUUAAAUUAUCAAUUCGAUCAAUUAAAAUAAUGCUUACGAAGACGCUAAUCCUGCUUGGCCUACUGGCUUUGGCUCAAGGUUAUAGCUUCACUUCGCGCGAGGUCAAAUGUCAUGUGUGCAAGGCUGUGGUGACGGAACUGGAGGAGGCCGUAGCCAAGGAGGAUUCCCAUAAAAUGGCCGAUGUCAGUGGAUUCCGUCUGGAUGCCCAGGGAAAUUCGGUCAGCAAGAAAGUCCGACUAGUUAAAUCUGAGAUGUUCCUCACUGAACUGAUGGAGAAGAUCUGUGAAAAAAUGGACGACUAUCUGAAGGCCACCUACAAGAGCAAUGGUAAAUUCACACUUCUGAAGAUGAUCGUCAAUGGACAGAUGAAUCCCGACUCCUCAUUGGUGGACUUUGUGCAGGAUGGUGAUCUUAAUAAGAGCUUGGGACACUUCUGUAACGAGGUGCUUGAGGACAAUGACGAGAUCUUUGUGAAGGCAUUCCAGGCCGAUGAGCUCGGCGAGGAUCUGGACAUUAAGAUCUGCUCGGAACAGGCCAAGUACUGCGAUGAGUCGCCCAUCCAGGAAGAAUAUGACUUUGAUGGCAAGGAGGAGCUGUAGCUUGUUCCUGUGAUAGCCUAGUCAAUUAACGAAUUUCCUUGAUCGCCGCCAGUGCUGAUCUUUGUACUGAUCUUUCGAAAGAAUAUUAUAUUUAGCUAAAGUAAAAAAGAAAACCUUCAAGCCAAUCGUUAACAAGUAGAUACGACAAUAAAUUCAAUGUGCAAUGCUCUUUAACAUUUUA
Drosophila eugracilis is the source of this 1039-nucleotide messenger RNA. RefSeq names its product protein seele (gene sel). The record is from RefSeq and is a predicted model, not a curated record. Gene Ontology annotation, cellular component: endoplasmic reticulum. Lineage: Eukaryota; Metazoa; Arthropoda; Insecta; Diptera; Drosophilidae. The coding region runs from base 289 to 858 and encodes 189 amino acids. The transcript has 3 exons.